AUUGUCGCCGAACCUGCAGUUCUCAAGUAGCAGCUAGCCUGCAACACCAGCGCAGUGCAGUGGGGCAGGAAUACAGUACAGUACGAUGGCGGUUGACACUAUUUCUCCUGAUUGGGAAUUUGAUCGAUUUGAUGAUGGAUCUCAGAAGAUCCACACCGAGGUGCAGUUGAAGAACUAUGGAAGGUUCCUGGAAGAGUACACCCGUCACCUGAGGGGCAUAGAGGAUGCUCUGGACGAUUCCAUAGGAGACGUCUGGGACUUCACCUUGGACCCCAUAGCCCUGAAUCUCCUCCCAUACGAGCAGUCCUCCCUGUUGGAGUUGAUCAAAACAGACAACAAGGUUCUGAACAAAGUCAUCACGGUCUACGCAGCGCUCUGCAGCGAGGUGAAGAAACUCAAAUAUGAGGCAGAAACAAAGUUCUACAAUGGUCUGCUGUACUAUGGUGAAGGAGUGUCAGACAGCAGUGUGCUGGAGGGGGAGCUACAGGUGCAGAUGGGCAGGUUCAUCUCCUUCCUCCAGGAGCUCUCCUGCUUCGUGGCCCGGUGUUUCGAGGUGGUGGUCAACAUUGUUCACCAGCUGGCUGCUCUCUACAACAGCAACAAGGGUGCAACCAAAAUCAUUGAGUCUUCAGGGGUUCAUUUUCAGACUGUGUACGAGCACCUGGGAGAGUUGCUGGUGGUUGUGCUCACGCUGGAUGAGAUCAUGGAGAACCACACCACCCUAAAGGACCACUGGAAGAUGUACAAGAGGCUGCUGAAGUCAGUGCACCACAACCCUGGGAAGUUCUCCAUCCCAGAGGAGAAGCUGAAGCCGUUUGAGAAGCUCCUGCUGAGGCUGGAGGGACAGCUGCUGGACGGCAUGAUCUUCCAGGCGUGUGUGGAGCAGAGGUUUGACGACCCUGGAGAAGGAGUUUGCGUGUCGAAGAACAGUGCCUUUGCCGAGGAGUUUGCCCUCAACAUCCGCACCAUCUUCACCAACGUUGAGUCCAAGAUCGGUGAGCCAUCAGAGAUCGACCAGAGGGAUAAGUACGCGGGAGUAUGUGGUCUCUUCGUGCUUCACUUUCACAUCUUCAGGACGAUAGACAAGAAGCUCUACAAGGCUCUGCUAGACGUCUGUAAAAAGGUUCCUGCUGUCACCCUGACCGCCAACAUCAUCUGGUUCCCAGAUGCCUUCCUCAUCGCUAAGGUCCCCGCCGCAGCCAAGCUGAUGGACAGGAAGAGCCUGCAGGCCAUCCGAGCGCAGAGAGACGCCUUCCUCCAGCACAAGGCCCAGACACUCACCAAGGACGUCCAGUCGUACUAUGUGUUCGUGACAUCCUGGAUGAUGAAGAUGGAGGCCAUCUUGUCUAAGGAGCAGCGCAGCGACAGGCUGGCAGAGGACCUGAGCGGACGCUGCAACAUCUUCGUCCAGGGCAUCCUGUAUGCUUACAGUAUCAGCACCAUCAUCAAGACCACCAUGAACCUGUACAUGUCCAUGCAGCGGCCCAUGACCAAGACCUCUGUUAAAGCUCUCUGCAGGCUGGUGGAGCUUCUCAAGGCAGUGGAGCACAUGUUCCACCGGCGGUCCAUGGUGGUGGCCGACUCUGUCUCCCACAUCACCCAGCAGCUGCAGUCCCAGGCCCUGCACGCCAUCGCCACCGCCAAGAAGCGCGUGGUGUCGGAUAAGAAGUACAGCGAGCAGCGUCUGGACGUCCUGUCCUCCCUGGUGCUGGCCGAGAACGCCCUGAACGGGCCCAGCACUAAAGAGCGCCGCCUGGUGGUGGCCCUGGCCCUGAGCGUGGGAACACAGAUGAAAACCUUCAAGGACGAGGAGCUGCUUUCUCUGCAGCUGGGCCUGAAGAAGCUGGACCUGAUCAGCGAGCUGAGGGAGAGGGUCAAAGUUCAGUGUGACUGCAGCUUCCUGUACUGGCACAGAGCAGUGUUCCCAAUCUACCUGGACGACGUGUACGACAAUGCAGUGGACGCUGCUCGCAUACAUUACAUGUUCAGUGCCCUGAGGGAUAGCGUACCCACCAUGCUGUACGCCAAACACAUGGAGUCAUGUGACCAGCUUCUGGACAGCUACGACCAGGAGAUCAUGGAGGUGUUCAAUGAGCACCUGCUGGAUAAGCUGUGUAAAGAGAUAGAGAAGGACCUGCGUCUGUCGGUGCACACUCACCUGAAGCUGGACGACAGGAACCCCUUCAAGGUGGGGAUGAAGGACCUGGCACAGCUGUUCUCCCUCAAACCCGUCCGCUUCUUUAACCGCUUCAUCCACAUCAAAGCCUACGUGACCCACUACCUGGAUAAGACCUUCUACAACCUAACCACCGUGGCCCUGCAUGACUGGGCCACCUACAGUGAGAUGAGGAACCUGGCAACCCAGCGCUACGGCCUGGUGAUGACAGAGGCUCACCUUCCCAGCCAGACCCUGGAACAGGGGCUGGAUGUUCUGGAGAUCAUGAGAAACAUCCAUGUGUUUGUGUCUCGCUAUCUCUACAACCUCAACAACCAGAUCUUCAUAGAGAAGACGAGCAACAACAAGCACCUGAAUACCAUCAACAUACGACACAUCGCCAACUCCAUCCGCACCCACGGCACGGGCAUCAUGAACACCACGGUAAACUUCACCUACCAGUUCCUGAGGAAGAAGUUCUACAUCUUCAGUCAGUUCAUGUAUGACGAGCACAUAAAGUCCAGACUCAUCAAAGACAUCCGCUUCUUCAGGGAGACAAAGGACCAGUCAGACCAGAAGGUGGGUGUGUUUACGACGGUCCAGUACCCGUUUGAACGGGCGGAGAAGUUCAACCGUGGAAUCAGGAAGCUGGGCCUCACCCCUGAGGGACAGAGUUACCUGGACCAGUUUAGACAGCUCAUCAGCCAGAUCGGUAAUGCCAUGGGCUACGUGAGAAUGAUCCGGUCAGGAGGACUGCAUUGCUGCAGCAGUGCCAUCAGGUUUGUGCCUGACCUGGAGGACAUAGUGAACUUUGAGGAGCUGGUGAAGGAGGAGGGCCUGUCUGAGGAGACCCAGAAGGCUGCCAGCGUGCUGGACAGCGUUCUAGGAGACCUGACCAGUAACUCAGCUGAAGGGACCGAGUAUUUUAAGAUGUUGGUGGGAGUGUUCGCCCCGGAGUUCCGCAGUGCCAAGAACAUGCACCUGAGGAACUUCUAUAUGAUCGUACCUCCACUGACGGUGAACUUCGUGGAACAUUCCAUCGGCUGCAAGGAGAAGCUCAACAAGAAGAACAAAGGCGGAGCCGCCUUCACAGAUGACGGCUUCGCCAUGGGAGUGGCUUACAUCCUCAAGCUGCUGGACCAGUACCUGGAGUUUGACUCGCUGCACUGGUUCCAGGCGGUCAGGGAAAAGUACCUGAAGGAGAUGAACGCCGUGGUGAAGGAGCAGAGCGUCCAGGCCACCAGCCAGGACGAGAAGCUGCUGCAGACCAUGAACCUCACCCAGAAGAGGCUGGACGUGUACCUGCAGGAGUUUGAGCUGCUGCACUUCUCCCUGAGCAGCGCACGCAUCUUCUUCAGAGCCGACAAGACGGCCGCAGAGGAGACGCAGGAGAAGAAGGACAAAGCAGACGCUGCUGGUAAGCUAAGAGCUGCUCCCUCCUCUGAUGGCUCCUCCCCCUCUGACCCUGCAGGGAAGUGACCCGCCAGAGGCUGUAGGUCAGAGUUCAGUUGUCAGUCAUGUGACAGAACUUGAGGAAGUACUUCAGAACACACCUGGAAACACCUGAGGAGGGGACCCAGCGCGCUGACGUCGGCUCUCUCACGUUGGGAUCUCCAACAACCGCCAGCGUGUCUGAGAGACACUGUGUUCUAGAAACAAGAGACUCUUCUGGAACCGAGACAGUGUUCUGGAACACAGAAAGACUGUUCUGGAACUCUGAGACUGUUCUAGAACCAUGUUGACUUGUUCCGUGUUUUUCUGGUUAUGUGUCAUCACAUGACCACCCUCUGAAUGACAGCAGUGACUCUCCAGAACUCCUCAGUGUGCUGCUGGCCAGGCAUCGCAGUUACAUAUUAUUUUUUUGUGUUUUUUUUUCUUCUUUCUCAAAUCAGUGAAUGAGAAUUUGAACUCCACGUUAUGCUCACUAGUCCUGGGUUGAUCUGCAGGUCCUUUUUUGUAUGAAUCGGCAGCAUGGACAGUUCUCCAAGGAUUCAGACGACGAUGAGAAGUGUGCGUCUUCCGACGCACACAGGACCUUCACUGCUCACUGUUUAUAUCUGUGUGUGUGUGUGUGUGCGAGCAUGUGUUAUUGAUCCUGGUUCCACUGUCGUGAGCAGCCCUAACCUGCUGCCGUGUUUCUCUGACAAGAGGCUUUGUGGUUUAAUCAUCAAGAUUUCAUGAAUGUUUAGAUUGUGUGCCAUCUUGUUACCGUCUCCUAAAUACAUCAUGUCUUACUUCCUGUCAAGGCCAGGACCCUUUUCAUCUGGUUAUGACGAUUUAUUGAAGUAUAUUUGUGUAUGCAUGACAUUAAGUGACAUCAAAAUAGAAUAACACACUGUAAAGUCAAAAUGUCGUUCCAUUAUAUCCUGCCAGUGCUGCUUGUAUGGCUCACUUGGGUUAACACGUCGAUCCUGAUGAAAUAAUGCCCUUUAACAUGGAUACCAACAUUUUUUAACUGGAUAUCAGAAGUCUACUUAUGACAUUGUCUUCGCUUUCGUGCCUUGUUGAGUACAGUGUUUCAUAUUUAACUUUUAAGUGAUGAAGCAGGGUCUAUAAACAUGCUCAAAUCAUCAGACAGCCUUUAUUGGCAGCACUCUGGAUGCAGAUAUGUGGGUGAUGGUUCAUUUAAUUUAAAACUUGGUCUGGAAAUGAUCUCCUAAUUUCACGUAACGUGGACUAAAUCGCACUGUGAUUCGCCCCGCUGGCUCACUGGUGGAGUUCUGGUUCUUCAUCCAGAGAUCAGAUGGAGACCUGUACUAGACCAGUAAGGAAGAUCUGUAUUGUUUCAGGUUUGAACACACUAGAUGAUGAAGUGCAUUCUGAUUCCAACGUGCUUCAAGUCGUUCUCACCGCUAAUCAGAUGUAAGACCCUGUACUGUUGUUUUAUAUUAACUUUUUCUAAAUCUAAGGCAUUUGUGAAUGUUAAGUGGUGUGUAGUAGACAUUUAAAUGUUGCACUAAUGAAUAGUUUUAAAUAAACUAUGUAAAAGAAAAUAG
Messenger RNA from Hypomesus transpacificus, 5151 nucleotides. It is a transcript of the gene washc4, whose product is annotated as WASH complex subunit 4. The record is from RefSeq and is a predicted model, not a curated record. NCBI's taxonomy places the organism in Eukaryota, Metazoa, Chordata, Actinopteri, Osmeriformes, Osmeridae. Gene Ontology annotation, cellular component: WASH complex; endosome. Gene Ontology annotation, biological process: endosomal transport; endosome organization. The coding region runs from base 86 to 3634 and encodes 1182 amino acids. The transcript is spliced from 33 exons.